UUUAUAUUCGCCAGGCGUAGAAUAUUUAGAUAUAUUUAAUAAAUUGAGGUUAAAUAUAAUCACAAUGAAAUAUUUAAAGUAACCCUGACAUUCAUCAUAUUUGAGCCUAAUUCGGUCGUCUUACCGUGCUGUUGUUCGCUAACAUAUAAUUGGCUACAUAUCAUGUCAAUAGUUCUUGGCUCACCUUGUUGUUAUUGUGUUGCAAGUGCUAUCUAUAAGUAAUCAUUUUCGGGGCUUGGACGGUAUUAGCAGCAUUUAAGCAGUCCUCACGAGAUAAUUAUUAAAACGGAUUAUAAAAAUGGAGAAUAGGAUUAGAUGUUAUGAAGAAAUAUCAUCUGAAACUUUUGAUACCGAAAAUGUGGUCACAGAUUCUUCGUCUGAUCAGGUUGAUGUGGAGUCAGUCAUAUUAAAAAUCUACAAACAGUUCGAGAAAAGUGCAGAAAUAGAACCAGAGUUCCCUGUAGUAAGAAAAAGAAUUCAUUGUCAAUUGUUGAAGGACUAUCUCAGAACUUUACCUCAAAAAUAUGAAUGCUUGGAUGCAAGCAGAACAUGGAUAGUUUACUGGGUCUUACACUCAUUGUGGUUACUUAAUGAUAUGCCUGAUGCAGAGACUUUAUCUGAUGUAGUAAAGUUUCUAACUCUGUGUCAGCAUGACGAAGGUGGUUAUGGAGGUGGUCCAGGACAAUACCCUCAUCUUGGAACCACAUAUGCCGCUGUUAAUGCUCUUAGCAUAAUAGGAACAGAAGAAGCAUACAACUCUUUAGACAGAAGUAGUUUACAAAAGUUUUUAUGGACUGUAAGAGAUGUUGAUGGGUCUUUUGCUCUUCACAAGGGUGGAGAGCAAGAUAUAAGAGGAGCUUAUUGUGCAGUCAGUAUUGCUAAAAUUACAAAUACAUACACUGAUGCCUUAUUUGAUAAAACAGCUGAGUGGAUAGUCGGCUGUCAGACAUAUGAAGGUGGAUUCGCUGGAUGUCCUGGCAUGGAGGCACAUGGUGGAUAUGCAUUCUGUGGCAUUGCUUCUUUGGCAUUGUUAAACAAAACACAUCUAUGUGACAUAGACGCAUUAUUAAGGUGGUGUGUGAAUCGUCAAAUGCGUUUAGAAGGUGGAUUUCAAGGUAGAACAAAUAAACUGGUGGAUGGGUGUUACUCAUUUUGGCAAGGAGCUGCAUUUCCAAUAAUCAGUGCUAUCUUAUCUCAAGAAAAUAAAGAAUUACUAGAAACAGUUCUCUUCAAUCAAGGUGCCUUGCAAGAGUAUAUAAUUAUCUGCUGUCAAGCUUUGCCUCGGGGCGGCUUUAUUGAUAAACCUGGCAAGCAUCCAGAUAUUUAUCACACUUGUUAUGCUCUGAGUGGGCUGUCAGUGGCGCAGCAUGGUACAGGGGCUGGAGACCCCUUCAUUGUUGGGCGACCCAGCAAUGAACUCAACAGAAUACACCCACUCUACAAUGUUGCACCACAUCUUGCCUAUAAUGCUGUCCACUACUUCAUCAGACAUCCACCACCAGUCAAAGAUAAAAAUUAGGUAUCUAAAACCUCUAGUUAUACUAAUUUUUAUAGCUUACUUAAACACCAGUCCUCUUAUACACAAAUAUUCCAAUGUUUGACUAUCCAUUCACAUUUAUCCUUGUUGACAGUUGAAAUUUUAAAUGUGAUAUAAUUAUCUAUAUCAUUCCAAUGUGUAGGAAAAUUAAUUAAAAUUGCAGGAUAAACUUGCUUACCAUCAUACUUACCAAAUAUCAUUUAAUUGAUAUUUUAAUUAGUUUUCCAAUUAUUACCCAAAAUGUGUUUGUUUCAUAAGGUAAAAAUAUUAUUAUUUUAUUACAUUCAAGUAAAUAAGUAUUUAUCUAACAUUAUUGUUAAAUGUUAUAAAAUUUUACACCCAAUUGAAACAAAUGCACUUCACAUUUUUCUGUACUGUACUGCUACUUUUAUAAGCAAAAUCUAAAUAAGAUAUCUGAAUAUUUUAAUAACAGUGUAAGUAUUCCACAUUUCCUUUGCAACAUUUUGUUUAGAAUAUUAAUAUUAUUAUGUUCCUUUCAUUCUCACUUGCUUGCAGUAUAUAAAAAAAAAAUAUGUAUUUAUAAUAAUUAUAAUUGUCCGUCAAGUUCAUAAAUAAAAAACUGUGUAAAAUAAAAUAAUGAAUUUUUAUUAUUCCCUUUUAUUGAAAUGCAAUAAAUUUUUGCAUCAAGUUUGCAAAUUAUACUAACUAAAUUAGCUGUACAUAGCAUUAUGGGUAAGUUUUUACACAUUUAUACAUACAUUCCCCAGGCCAUAAUUUCCUAUGAACAAGUUUUUAUAAUUUAUCAUGAAACACUACUAAUAUUAUCAUUCAAUUUAAGCUGAAUUUCUUGUCUUUUAUAAUAUACAUGGUACAUAAAGGAUGCUUAUUUUCAUUUCACAUUUAUUAUAUCUGUAGGUAAAACAAUAUGAGAACCCUAAUAGUGAUUUAUUAUACAAUGUUCUAAGCAACAUUAACAAUUUGUGUGAUGAUCUUUAAGUAGCUACUUAUACAAAGUACAUACAUUUUUGGUAAUGCAAUACAUUGAUGAUUUUGAUUUAUUUCCAUUCACACUAACACAAAUUCCUCUGAUUCAAUGUCUGUAUCACUGUCUUGGAUAUUUGGUGUUACCCAGUUUUGCUCUGUUUCAUAAAUAGAGUUCCUAAUAUUAGGAAAGUUCAUAACAUUACUACACGACCCACUGUUCACAGUGAAAAUAGGAUAUUCAAAGUUAGCAGACACUCCCUGGGGGACUAGGAAUGAUUGUAUAACAUUGAUAAAUGUUUCCAAAUCAUUUUGUGUUGCCAGGUAGAACCCUAUGCAGCAAGAAGGGUCCAUUUUACUUAGCGGCAUUUUUCUUGGUGAUCUACAAUGAAAUGACUGUAAAGAAAAGUUAGGUUGCCAAACAUCUACCAUUUCUUGACAAUAAUGAGGGUCCAAGUGAAUUAAUCUGUCAUCUUGGUAUCCCACAAAAUACAAUGAAUGUUUGGGUCGUCCCCCAAUAAUUCCUAUACAAAAAUCUAAUGUAAGUAAUGAUGUAAGGCAGGGGCCAUAAAUGGGGUUAAAUUUAUCAGACCCCAAUUUUACAGGUACUAACAAAAUAAGGGAUUUCCAAGAACCAUUUGGUAGACGACAAAGUGUAUAAACAUCUUGAAUAUAUAUAGUUGAAUCUUGAGCAACAUAAACUUCCAAAUUAUCAAAUUCAUAAUUUUCUUUUGAAGCAGCUGUCAUAACUGCUUUCAAGCAGUGAGCAACUGAUGCAGGGCCAUACCAGUCUCCUGGUUUCUUUCCUAAUGCCUCUCCUAAACUCACCAUCUGAUGAAUAGAUAGAGGACUGUUGACUGAUGAUUUGUCACCAAACCAUUUGAUUAUCAUGCGGUGUAAACAAUCUUCUUGAAAUUCCCUGGCAUUUUGUAUAGCCCUUUCAGGAUACCACCUCCAAGAACGACCAAGAAAAUGACUCACUAGAGCUUGGGCUAACAACAUCUGUCCACUUCGUAGCAUGCAUCCCCAGCCACAGUCUGUGGUGAAUGAGGAGCCUGACAUGGUGGGGAAUUCCCUUCUAUAAGUCAUCCAUAUUUUGCUAAUAAAAUCUGAUUUGAAGCCUUCUAUGCCCUCUCCAUAUAUCUGUUCAAUUGGCUGAUUAGCUGUUGCUUCCAUACCAAUUUCAGUAGAUGAUUCUAAUGAUCCAGUCGGACUAAGUUUUCGAUGAUAGCAUCUGCCCAGAAGCCAUACAGGCGAUUCUUUUGAAAAGCUGGUUUUCAAUUUCACAGUCCAUCCAAACUUCACGUUAUUCCACAUGGAUAAGAGACGGGACUCAACCUUACCUUUGAGGUCGAGUAGUUCCUCAGUGCCUCCAUUUGAACUUGUAGCUCCGCUUUUAUUUUUAUCGAUAUUUAUCGCUGAUGCAUUUUGCGUGAUUCCAUUAUCAGAUGGAUGUUGCUCCGAGUUGUGAGUAACAAUGCUACUAGACCCGUUCAUUAUAUUACAGCAUUGUACUUACUGUUUACUGUUGGAAUUAAAACCCAAUAUUUGUCGACUGGUCAGCAGUUCGUUAUGUCUAUGUGUUUAUAAGGUUGUGUCCCCAUAAUAUUACUUCACGUUCUAAUAUCCUUUCAGUCUACAAUUGUUGCACUGGGCUGUUCAUCAUGUAUGGAAAAUAGGUAUCAAUUUAUCGAUAAAAUAAAUGCAAUUUCAAUGUUAAGAACAAAAACAUUAAGGAUAAAGAAAAACACACGACAAACCACACAGACACACAGUGACAUUGACAACAAAUAUGUCAUGUCACAUCGAUUUUUACUAUUUC
Molecule: messenger RNA, 4301 nt
Organism: Spodoptera exigua (beet armyworm)
Lineage: Eukaryota; Metazoa; Arthropoda; Insecta; Lepidoptera; Noctuidae
Source: the annotation of a GenBank genome assembly